GCACAACCUCUGCACCGGCAGCUGACUCCGUUGCUAAGGGUCCGGGAUGUUGCGGCGUCCCUGGCAACCGCCUGGUGCCCUGAUCCAGUGCACAGCAGCAGCAGAGAGAUGCACGCUGCGGAGAACAAGUACAGGCGCCAGCGCUGCUCCCUCCCUCACACACGGCACUGGCAUUAAACUAAGAUGCAGCAAAACGCCCGUGAGCUCAGGGGUUACAAGCAGCCGCUAACUCGGAAGUGUUUCUCCGUGAUGCAUGCCCCCUUGCCCCCCCCCCUCCCCCCUCAUGCUUUCAUGCAAUAUUUUCGUUAGUUAACCUAAAUAACACACGCCCCACCCUGCUAUCAGCGAUGGGUGCAAUUCCUCCCAGGCGCCCCUUAGACCAGAACCGGCACCGUUUUGAUUGCAAGGAUGAUGCCAGUAAUGCACAGUAGCCACCAUGUAUGGAAGAUGUUGUACCACAGAUUUGGAAACCAGGUGCAGUAGUGUUAACUUGCCAUGGAGACCAAGUACCUAUUACAAGGUUGCAGGUGUCAACACCACUCUUGGACCUUAUACCAAGAACUUGUGUGGGAGGCAGUAUCCAGUGAUGACCUCGUAUCCGCCAAUGACCUCUUGCACAGCGGUGAGCGGGGGUCCCAUAAUCAACUGUCCUGUGCCUUCGUAUCCCGUGAUGCAUUCUUGCCCGGCAAUCACUCCAAGACCACCAAUAAACUGCCCAGUAGUGAAUCCUUGCUCUGUGAUGGACCCGUGCCCUACCAUGGAUCCAUGCGCCCCAGGAACGUCUAAUCGCAUCGCCCUCUUCAGCAGAUACACUCCAGGCGAAUGGGUGGAGUCCAACCACAACAACUACAAGCAAUCCGACUGUUCCAGGCACAAUGCCGAGAAGCUCAGGGAGGACACCUCGAGGCUCAUCCAGGAUAAAGCUCAGCUGACCAGGAAGAUACAGAAUGACACCAGUGCCAACAUUGGGCAGAGGGUAGAGGACAUCAGCUUCUGGAAAUCGGAGCUGGAUCAUGAGCUUGACCAAAUGAUCAUGGAGAUCCAUGCUCUGGGUCAAGUGAAGAGAAGAGUGGAGAAAGCACUGGAAGAGACAGAUGCGCAUCUCCAGAUGGUUCAAGAGUGUUUGUACCACCGUGAAAAGCGGAUGGGCAUUGAUCUGGUUCAUGAUGAAGUGGAGACACAGCUACUUGAGGAAAUGAGAAUAAUCAAGUGUAUUCAAGAAAGAUUGAAAAGAGGCAUAGAGAGAGCUGCUGAACAACUAGCAAAUAACAGGGCAGCUCAGCAUGAACUGGAACGAGAUCUGUGUGAUAAAUGUUCAGCAUACUGGAUUGAUGAUAAAGCGCAUCAGAUGAAGAACACCUCCGAUGGUAUCAACUAUUACUGUGGAAUUGAACAAGUGAACGCUACGAUCUCAAACCCGGGUUCCUGGUUGAAGUAUUCCGAAGAAAACAUUCUGCGUUCACAGUGUGAGCGGGCAGCCUCGUCGAGACUGCGGGACGAGCUUGAAAAGCUUCUGGCUGCUACUUCGGAGGAGUUGUGGAAGCAGUUCAACAAUGUCAAUCUUGCAUUUACGCACCGCAUCUUUGAAAUUGGCGACGCCAAGAAAAAGCUACAGAUGCACCUGGCAAAGGUUCUGCAAGAGAUAUUCCAAAUGGAAUGCACCAUUGAGGAGUUGAAGAUGGCCAUUAGGCAAAAGGAAGCUCCAAUGAAGGUGGCACAGACCCGCUUAGAGGAGAGAAUCAAGAGGCCCAACAUGGAACUGUGUUGCGAUCAGCCUCAGCAUAGGUUGGUCUGUGAAGUGUACACCAUCGAUGCAACUAUACAAACACUGAAACAACGUCUACAGGAGUCUCAAAAUGCUCUGCAACUUCUGGUCCAAACCAAGUCCGUCCUGGAGUAUGACAUCGCGGUGAAGGCCAACUCGCUCUUCAUUGACCAGGAGAAAUGCAUGGGGAUGCGCAGAACCCUUCCCAACACACCGCGCCUAAUUGGCUGCACUCAACUGAAUGCAGGCCACUAUUGCGCCCGUCCACCCCCCGAAAUGAAACCUUGCAACUGCGGUUGCAAAGGUAAAAAGAAAGUUACUUAAAUUAAUUAAAACAAUGAAGCCUAAGGGCUUCAGAUAAGUGCAUGCUUUCGUCUGUUUCAGAAAACAAGGCCUAACUAUUGUGGCAAAAUAAAAUAAAGAGAAUUGGUGGUUUAACAAA
Molecule: messenger RNA, 2207 nt
Organism: Amblyraja radiata (thorny skate)
Lineage: Eukaryota; Metazoa; Chordata; Chondrichthyes; Rajiformes; Rajidae
Product: tektin-3
Exons: 8
Coding region: 437-2089 (550 amino acids)
Biological process (GO): cilium assembly; cilium movement involved in cell motility
Cellular component (GO): sperm flagellum; nucleus; microtubule cytoskeleton
Source: RefSeq, a predicted model, not a curated record